Messenger RNA from Phalaenopsis equestris, 1351 nucleotides. RefSeq names its product probable aquaporin SIP2-1. The coding region runs from base 1 to 873 and encodes 290 amino acids. Gene Ontology annotation, biological process: transmembrane transport. The record is from RefSeq and is a predicted model, not a curated record. NCBI's taxonomy places the organism in Eukaryota, Viridiplantae, Streptophyta, Magnoliopsida, Asparagales, Orchidaceae. Gene Ontology annotation, cellular component: membrane. Gene Ontology annotation, molecular function: channel activity. The transcript has 3 exons.
AUGAAAGCUCGCAUCCUCGAAGCAACAUUCUAUCGAGCUGAUUCCCCCACUUGGAAAUGUGAGGAGGAACUCGCAAUCACAGUGGAAAAUGAACUAAGGGGAAAAGCAACAAGGAGAUUUUUAAUGGAAGAAGAAACAACCUGCUCGAUGUGGCCUCGGCUUCGUCUCAUUGCUUCAGAUUUUUUCGUUUCCUUCUUGUGGGUUUGGUCUGGAUCCCUGCUGAGGUGCUUAGCUUUCAGGUUUCUGGGAUCUGGAAACAACCCCGUGGUUCUUAUCAUUAAGUGCUUAGUCGCAGUACCAUAUCUCGUCUUCUUUGCCUGGGUGGGCAGGGCCACGAAGGGCGGCUCUUAUAAUCCGCUUAUUGUUCUCUGCUACGCUAUCUCUGGAAAUUUCACUGUUUUCCUCUUUUCGGUUCUUGCUAGAAUUCCUGCCCAAGUUGCUGGAUCUGUUGUUGGAGUGUGGUUAACUAACUCAAACUUUCCUGGAGCACUUCAUGGGCCAAGCUUAAAUGUUGAUAUUCACCGAGGAACAUUUACAGAGGGAUUUCUUACAUUUAUAGUUGUAAUUAUUGUUUUAAGUUUGAAGAAAAAAGAUUUUGGAAGCUCUGCAAAAAGAGUAUGGAUAUCAAGUGUUUCCAAAGUUAUCCUUCACCUCAUUGGUUCUGACAUUACUGGUGGUAUCAUGAAUCCUGCUACUGCCUUUGGGUGGGCAUAUGCUGAGGGAACACAUGCAUCAAAGGAGCAUAUAUAUGUGUAUUGGCUUGCCCCUAUUGAAGCAACUGUAUUAGGGGUGUGGGCAUGCAGCUUAUUAGUUAAUCCAUUAAGGCUCAAGGUGCAUCAUGGCAAGAUUUGUGCAGACUUCAAAUUGGAUUGAGGUGAAGUUUCUCAAUUACUUGAUUCUCUUCUUUCAUGUAAUUAUUACCUUUUGAACAUUUUACUAAUGAUGUUAGUGAUUUUUUAAAACUUAGUACCUCUUCUUCUUUCUUAUUUCUUAUUUCCUGAAAGAUAUUGUAAGAAUAUAUUUGCAAAUUUUUUUGGGAUUGUUGAGCAAUGCAGAUGUUUAAUUACAUAUUGGUGGGCAUUAUAAUAGUUAGAAAUAAGGAGGGUUUAAAUUUAAUUACAUAUCAUUAUAUUAUAUUGAAGAAGUCAUUGAUGGUUGGAUUUAAAUUUGUGAUAUGUAAAAUGAAUUUGUGAGAUUGAGGAGAAGUGAUAUCAUGGUCCAAUAGUCUUAUGGCUUCAUUGCCUUUGAAGGAUCAAUAUUGCUUCAUCUUAUAAUAAUAUAAUUAGAGGCAUGAAUAAGUAGUUUGAGUGAGUUUGACUUAACAUUGAUCUCAAGGCGAAACCAGCGUUAU